Messenger RNA from Seminavis robusta, 2574 nucleotides. NCBI's taxonomy places the organism in Eukaryota, Bacillariophyta, Bacillariophyceae, Naviculales, Naviculaceae. The record is from the annotation of a GenBank genome assembly.
CCACUCGUGGAGUGGCGGGGAGUGAUCAGGCGUUGUUCGCCCUCACAUCAUUUCGAAGACAACAACGUAAUAACCAACAACAAAACACCCGUCAUGGGCUCCAGCAACUCCAAAACGUUUGGUGAUACGCCAGCAGACGAAGUAGCAAAGACUGUAAGUUCUUUUGGGGAAAAGUACCAGCAGUAUGAGAAAGCAAUCAAGGAAAACAGAAUCGAUGGUAUCUACCUCGAGACGCUCAAGAACGAAGAAGAGUUUUUCCAGACUUUGGACAAUCUGAAGAUAACUUCCCGUCUGCACCGCCGUAAACUGUCGGCUGCCUACCGAAGAAGAACUUCGUCGACUACAUAUUCUUCUUGUCGGCUAAGCUUUGGGUCCACUGCAAGCACAUCUAGCAGCAGUAGCUCCUUGGCGAGCUUGGCAGGGAGUAUCAUGGGCGAGGAUGAUUUGAGUCUUGACUUGUCAGUUGUAUCUUCAAUCCUAGAAGACGCCGCAUCCGAACAAGAGCAAGCCAAUGACAAAUUGCGAAGACAAGUCAAGAUACUCCGAGACGAAAACAAGCAAACAAGUCUUUCAUCGUGCUACCAACCACCCGAAGGCCACGCAACGAUUGUUAGGACUGAUAUUGAAUCCUCCACCAACUUGUGGGAGGCCGAUCCCAAGGCAAUGCUGAAAGCCCUUCACCUCCACAACGACAUUAUGCGACAGGAAAUUACAAACAGUUAUGGAUAUGAGAUUGGAACAGAAGGUGACAGUUUCGCAGUUGCCUUUCACCAAGCAUCCGACGCUCUGAUAUUUGCGUUGAACAUCCAGGAAAGAAUGAACAGCGCUCCUUGGGAUAACGAUAUUCUGGCACUGCCAUGGGCCAAUGGCCCUCAACGCAGAGGAAUACGAGUCAGGAUUAGUGUUCAUACAGAUACGGUUGAGACCAGCAAGGACCCCACCACUGAUAGGAUCAAGUACAGUGGACCAGCCAUGGACAUUGCCAAGAGUCUCGAAGGCAUCGCCGUAGGAGGUCAAAUUGUGGCAAGUCACGAUACAUGGAUGGCCGCAUUUCCUGUUGCAGAGUCCCAACUGGGUUGUCCAAGGGUGUUGUCGCUUGGCAUGCAUACUAUUCCUCCCAAGGGCAGUGGAGAAGCAGUCACAAAGCGCAUCUUGGAGGUUGCUCCCGCUUCGUUGAGUCUCAUAGCGACAUUGUAGGGACAAAGAAGGUAGCCUCCUGACAUAGAGAUAGACAUUAUAGACACACAUGUGCCAGUGCAAACAGAGCCGUGCAAAUAGAACAUCAAGAUGUUGCAUGAUAUUGGUCAUGGUAGCUGGGCUGAUUGAUUAUUCCUGGCGAACCUUGGCAUUUUUCUUUGGUAGAUUGUUGUUAUCACCCUCGUUGUUUUUGAAAACGCUAAAUUUAUUUUGGUUCAAACAUUCUUCUUGACCGCAAUGAUUUGCACUACUCCAUUGGUCUCCUCGUACUCAUAGUUUUGCAAUUGAUCUUGAGAAAUGAUACUGAGUGGCACCAACACCACCAUUGGAUCACUGGAAACGGCUUCCUCCAGACGAUCCCAAGCUGUCGUUGUGAAAACAAUAACGUCGGCUUUGGGUAAAGGGAUUCCUGGUUGGAGCACCUCUGAGCAGGUCCCCAGGAAGAUUGGUUGAGUAAUCAGAGGGCACCAGUUGGCAAGCAGCAAUAAUAUAAUGAUUUGGGAUGGCAAUGCAACCUAUUGCAGGUACUGACAGCACUGGCCAGCUAGAUAAUUAACGACGUACCGGUUUGAAAGCUUCCCUUUGAGGAUUGCUGCUGUAACUCUGGGUUUAGAAAUUGCCGUGUGUGGUCUACGAUCCGAAGCCGUUGCUCCUGUGGGUGACAUACCACCACGAAGGAUGCGUCCAGCGCCAAGAGUGCCGCCAGCGAAAAACUACUGGCUCCAAUUUCGAGGACAGAGCAUCCCUGAUUAUUAUUAUUGAAUGACAAAGAAUGCAGCAGAUGCUGUACUAAAAGAGGCCCAUGAUCCACUUCUACUUGACCGGCGUCGUCGUCAUUGGUGUUUGUUGGUUGAAGCCACACGAGCGUUGUUUCUUCGGUUACCGCCACUUUGGUUUCCAAGCAACGUUGUCCAAACACCAUGUGAGUAUUGGAUUGAUCCAAUGGUACCUCUGGAUCGGCAUAAUAUCCUCCCAUGGAAAGAGAAGAAGACGUAGUGGCAGCAGAAGGAAAUAGCGAGAAAGCUUCUCCUGGUUGCCAGAGAAAGGAUGCUGCCAAUGCGUGUAACGGCAGUGCCACUAUCAGCAUCCUUCGUUGCCAGAGAAGCACCAUGACAUCUAUUAUGUAACUGCCAAUCAACUGUACUAGGUACUUGCUACUUGAAUGCAGCAGGUAGAGUGCAGCUUGUGAUGUUGCCGUUGCUGCGCCGGUGGUAUGGUACCGGUACCACCAACGGAAUGGUUGGCAGGAAGGAGAGGAGGAAGCAUGCAAUCAUCAAGAAAAGGCGAGGGUUCCAUGGUGGCACCGGUGCGUGGGUUUAAACUUGUGAGUCCCGCUCGCGUAACUGGUGGGAUAUCCCUUAACUCUUUCACCGGGUU